Messenger RNA from Papilio polytes (common Mormon), 1221 nucleotides. RefSeq lists its product as uncharacterized. The record is from RefSeq and is a predicted model, not a curated record. Gene Ontology annotation, biological process: mitophagy; endosome organization; aggrephagy. Gene Ontology annotation, cellular component: amphisome; aggresome. The transcript has 5 exons. Gene Ontology annotation, molecular function: K63-linked polyubiquitin modification-dependent protein binding; zinc ion binding; protein kinase C binding. Lineage: Eukaryota; Metazoa; Arthropoda; Insecta; Lepidoptera; Papilionidae. The coding region runs from base 220 to 1158 and encodes 312 amino acids.
ACAGUUUGCUUUGUUUUGCGAUCAUGCCAUGUAUUAAGCUUUUUUUAAAAAAGUAGUUAAUAAAACCGUAAAGCUUGUUUCUAUAAUCUAAUUCCAUUUGAACUUACGCAUUAUCAAUCAAGUUUUAUAUUUAUCAGUUGUCAGUCUUAAUUUGAACAGUAACCCAUCGUUUUGUUGUAUUUACACUGUUUACAUUAUUAUAUUUAUAAGUUUAUAAAAAUGGUAAACUACUGCUGCGUACAAGGAUGCGGUCGCAAUAGCAGAUUAAAUAAACAUUUAAAUUUUUACAACUUGCCGAAAGAAAGGCAUCGGCAGAUAGAAUGGCUAAAAGCUGCUCAACGGGAGGACUUAAUAAAGAAAAAUGAAGAUCGAAUUGUCUCGCCUCGUUUCUGUUCCCGCCAUUUUCCUCCAUCUAGUAUUAAAAAUAGAAAUCUGAGUCCUGAUGCAGUACCUACUCUAUGUCUCCCUGGUAGUUGGGAUGAUGAUGACACAGAAAGCAGUCCACCAGUGCACAUUGACAUAAUCUGUGAUAAUUGUAGUAAACCUAUAACAGGUUUCCGUUACAAAUGUGUCAAUUGUGAUGACUAUGAUCUGUGCCAGAAAUGUGAGAUGAUGGAAGCACAUUCACAUCAUUUCAUGCUGCGGAUGCCCAAGCCUUUGAAAUAUAAACUAGCAGAUAAUCUAAUAAAGAAAUGGAGGCGUCUUUUCAAGAAAGCGCAUGUAACACCGAAUUGUGAGGAUAAUUUAGAUAUUUCAAGUGAUGAUGAACCGAUAAGAAAAUAUGCAAACUACGACAGCGGUAUCGAGUUAUCCGAAGAUGUGAAAUUAAAAAUAAGGAAAGAAAUACAUCGAACAUUGAAACUUCAUCCUGAGGAUGUUCAAAAUAAAAUAUCAAAGAAAAGAAGUAAUACUGAAGUUGAAGGUUUUAAUAAACGAAUGGCAAUAGAAAAUUUAGAAGAUGAUGGGGAAUAUUUAAUAGUAAGCAAUAAUGCACCUGAUGUUGUGUUUGCGGACGUCAAUGAAAUAAAAGAUGAAGAAAUUGUGGUUACCAAUAAUGAACUCUCGGAAUCAUUUGCUUCUAUGUUACCAAAUAAUGAUUCCCCCGUUGUGCUGGUUCAGAUAGGUGAUGAUAUAUCUCAGUUGAUGAUUUUAAAUUAAUUCGACUUUAAGAAACUAUUACAUUAUUGAGAAAAUAAUUACUACUAAAUAUAUGUAAUUUAA